AUGGUGCUGAUGCGCGCGCUACUCUUACUACCAUACAUCAACGGUUACAACCACAUAGCCAAGAUCGCAGCGGACACCAACGUCGAGAAGACCUUAGUAAAAUCGUGCAUUCAGAAUUUAGUCUACUACAAAGUGGUAACAUUGAUUCCAAUGCUAAAGUUUUGUAACAUGUACCGAGCAACACCCAAGUUUAGCAGACUGUUUUCUGAUCAAGAGUUACAAAAGGCGUGUAUUGCUUUCAUAACUAAAGGGUUAGAAUGUAAAGAAAAGCCCAGCAUGGCAGAGAUCCUGGAGAUCCUUUGCGCUCUGCAACAAGGCACGACCUUGAGGGCAGUGUGCGAACGUUUUUCCGGCUUGCCAGGCACCAGCUUCGACAUUCGCCGUCUAGUCGUGUUCGCCCAGAUGCACGAACUCAUCAGGUGCUUGAAAAGGUAGAAACAUACAGUGUGCUAACAAAUUGUGUACAUACACUUUAAGAGCUAAAUUCUUACUCAUUGUAAUCACUUGACAGCU
Molecule: messenger RNA, 513 nt
Organism: Hyposmocoma kahamanoa
Lineage: Eukaryota; Metazoa; Arthropoda; Insecta; Lepidoptera; Cosmopterigidae
Product: GATOR complex protein NPRL2-like
Exons: 4
Coding region: 1-435 (144 amino acids)
Biological process (GO): negative regulation of TORC1 signaling; cellular response to amino acid starvation; positive regulation of autophagy
Cellular component (GO): vacuolar membrane; GATOR1 complex
Molecular function (GO): GTPase activator activity
Source: RefSeq, a predicted model, not a curated record